UGUCCGCAGUCUCUGUCAUCUCCUAGGUACUGUGUCCGCACUCUCUGGUCAUCUCCUGUACUGUGUCUGCACUCUCUGGUCAUCUCCUGUUACUGUGUCCCGCAAUCUCUGUCAUCUCCUGUAACUGGUGUCCGCAGUCUCGGGUUCAUCUCCUGUACUGUGUCCGCAGUCUCUGGUCAUUGCUCCUGUACUGUGAUCCGCAGUCUCUGUUCAUCUCCUGUACGAUGUCCUAGCAGUCUCUGGGUCAUAUUCCUCCUUACUUGUCCGCAGUCUCAGGUCAUUUCCAGUGGUUCAGUAAUAUUUUUGUCGUCCUGUUUUUCUCCUCUA
Messenger RNA from Staurois parvus, 327 nucleotides. NCBI's taxonomy places the organism in Eukaryota, Metazoa, Chordata, Amphibia, Anura, Ranidae. The record is from the annotation of a GenBank genome assembly.